AUGCACUACACGGAUCGUCGGGAUAUUGUCAUUCCUGAAGAAUAUGGUGUAUACGAAAGUACUCCGGGAGUCGUGGAACGAUUCGUGCUCGGAGAUUCCGGGUCUGAUGAUCCCAAUCGAAUCUUUAUCUUCUGCAGAGAGAGCACGGGCUCGUGGAUCGGUAGAGUUUCAAAGAUUUACUGUGAUGGCACAUCAAGUUUAGCCCCGAAACGGUUCUCUCAAGUUCUAGCCAUCCUCGCCGAGCGCCACAACUGCGUGACUCCGAUUUGUUACGCUCUCCUUCCCAAUAAAUCAGAAGAAACGUAUUGGAAGAUGAUCGACCUGCUCUCGCUCGAGUGGCCUACAUUCAAUCCAACAAGCAUAUCGAUGGAUUAUGAGAAGGCCCUGAUGAAUGCCUUCAGUUCCCACAUCCCCGACGCUCUGCUCCAAGGCUGUUUUUUCCACCUCGUAAGAAACAUGAAAAAACAAGUUGCGGCUAACGGGCAGAGCAAACGGUAUCGCAACGUGUCGGACUUCGAACUGAAGGCCAAAAUGAUCUCCGCACUCGCAUUCGUUCCUCCGGAAAGGCUCGAGGACGCUCUCAGAGAGCUCCGAAACGAAUUGCCAGAUGAGUUGCAACCAGUCCUGGACUUCUUCGAAGACACGUACAUUGGUCGUCUUCGAGUUCACAACGACGGUUCGCUGGCACGACGGGACCCUUUGUUUCCAGUCUCUAUGUGGACGGUUUAUGAGCGCACACUGCGAGGGGACAGUCGCACCAACAAUUACGCGGAGGCAGCUCAUAGAAGUCUCCAACGCCAAUUCCGCGUCGAGCAUCCUGGCAUAUUGAACUUCAUCGACGGGAUCCGUAGCGUACAGCAUAGCAAAGAUGCCGACUUGGAACGAUACAUAGCUGGGCAUACCUCGGAGGGCAAGAAGAAUGAGUACGUCGAGAACGACCAAAAGAUUCUGCGCAUCCCCGGAAAUGUGGACACGAAUACCUUAACAGAUACCAUGAGAGGCGUUGCCCAAACGUACAAAAUGAAUCCUUGA
Molecule: messenger RNA, 1032 nt
Organism: Galendromus occidentalis (western predatory mite)
Lineage: Eukaryota; Metazoa; Arthropoda; Arachnida; Mesostigmata; Phytoseiidae
Exons: 2
Coding region: 1-1032 (343 amino acids)
Source: RefSeq, a predicted model, not a curated record